AUGAACAACUCCUCUCAGCAGGAAAAAAUAUACAAAAAACUGGAUAAAAAACCCGGUUUUCUUCUAGAAUUUAUCUUAAAUCACACGGAAUUUACAUCUUCUCGGCUUCCAUCUCUUUAUUCAGAUUUUUUUCCGCUUAAAAACACUAAUUUUGAAGGUUAUCAAGCAAAUAUUAAUGCAUGGAAAGCCGUAUUAGAGGAGGCAAUAUGGACAGGAAGAAUAGACUGGACAGAUGAUUAUCUUGUUAUUCAUUUUAACAAUUGUCUACUUGUUUCUCUAUAUUCACCGAAAUAUGGUAUACCAUUGGGUAUUAGGGAAACUAUGGAGUAUUGUUUGGAAAAAGGGGAAUGGAUUCGCCUGGAAGAUUUUUUUAGACAAAAAGAAGGGAUGUAUUCAAGUGCGAUAUCAUAUGUGUCGAAUUUUGUUGCAUGGAGUUUAGGAGGGAUUGGAAGAAAUAUAUUUAAAAAAACAGAGUUAGAUACAAGCUGUGUAAUUCUGGAGAAUGUUGAGAGAGCGGCGAAUGCGUUUCUUGGAGUGGUACAAAAUAGAAUUGUGUAUAGUGAACAUAUUUAUUCGUUUGAUGAACUGGUUAUAUGUUUUUGCAGUAAAAUAAUUAGUUGUUGUAUUUUUUCAGAGCUGGAUAUGAAGAUAAUAGUAUAUUAUUUAUCGAAAAAUAAAAAAGAGGUCUGUAUAAGCGAAGAUGGCCAAAUUAUUAAACUAAGACGCAAAAGUGAUAAUCGAGUGUUAAAUAUUACAGAGACAGAUUAUCUUAUUUCUAAUUUGAAGAUGAUUUUAUAUCGUUUGCAACGAUUGACGCAAACACUUACAGAAAAUAUUGCACAAUUAGAUGAAUCAAUCAAGAUUGCAAUUCAGUCGAAAAAUAAAACACUUGCAUUGUUCCAAUUGCGUUCUAAGAAAGCUUCAGAAUUGACGUUAAACAAAAGACUUCAAUAUCUAGAACAAGUGAAAGAAAUCCUGUCAAAAAUUGAUGAAGCCGUGAUUCAUUUGGAUAUUCUGAAUUCAAUGAAAGCAGGAGUGGAAGUAUUAGAAAACCUGGUAAAAGAAACAGCAGGUAUUGAAAAUGUCAAUGACAUUAUGGAGAAAUUCAAGGAAUUGUCAUAUGAAGUCGAUGAUAUUGGAGAUACAAUAGGCACUACGAAUUUAAAUAAUAUUUCUGACGUAGAAAUUGAACAAGAGUUUGAAAAAUUAUGCAAUACCUUGAAAAACGAAGAAGUUGAAAAGUUAAAAAAAGAUGUAGAAAUAGAAAGGAUUAAUAAUAUGUUUGCAAAUAUGGAAUUAACGGUACCAUCGUCAAUACCCAAUAUUACCAACAAACGCCUUAAAGAGGCACAAUUAUCUGAAUGA
Molecule: messenger RNA, 1365 nt
Organism: Pneumocystis carinii B80
Lineage: Eukaryota; Fungi; Ascomycota; Pneumocystomycetes; Pneumocystales; Pneumocystaceae
Exons: 3
Coding region: 1-1365 (454 amino acids)
Biological process (GO): late endosome to vacuole transport via multivesicular body sorting pathway; vesicle budding from membrane
Cellular component (GO): cytoplasmic side of plasma membrane; multivesicular body; ESCRT III complex
Source: RefSeq, a predicted model, not a curated record